This is a messenger RNA of Drosophila miranda, 753 nucleotides long. RefSeq lists its product as uncharacterized. The record is from RefSeq and is a predicted model, not a curated record. The coding region runs from base 46 to 579 and encodes 177 amino acids. The transcript has 4 exons. Lineage: Eukaryota; Metazoa; Arthropoda; Insecta; Diptera; Drosophilidae.
GAUGACUGAUUGGUUCAGUCAUAAAGAGUUUUUCCGUCUUCGGUUAUGGCCACUUUGUGGGGCCACCUCUUCGUUUGGAUUGGGCUUUGGCACAUUCUCCAGGUCCGUGGUAUUGCCAAGUUCACCAAUGUCCAGUGCUUUGCUGUUGAUGAAAAGUUCGCAAACUUUUCGCGGUGCCGUCUCUAUGCAGUAAAAAGGGAUGUGGUUGAGAUGAGCCUGAUCGCCAAGGUAUUAAAUUGGCCUAAGCGUCCAGUUUCGAUGCGAAUACAGUUGCUGAAGCGGGCCAGUGGGUAUAAGCCAUUCCUGUACAAUAUCUGUCAGUCGGACCUGUGCGAGUAUCUGGAGAAGCGGAAUCACCCCUUUGUCAAUAUCAUAUUCAACAGUUUUACCAAUCGAACCAAUGUGAACCGGUGCCCGCUUCCUGCUGAAAUUAUGCUGGAACACUUUCGUUUCCCGGUCAAAGCCUUGGAACUGCUGCCCCUGCCAUCUGGGGACUAUGCCCUCUUCAUUACAUUCAGUUUUGAUAGCCAGGAACGGGCCUUGGUCAAGGUUUACUUCACACUGACGGAGUAUCGUUAAUGGGGUGAAAAAUAUUUGGAUUUGGAUGGAGUUGGAUGCGAAUUGCAAUAAAAAUCGACGGCAGUGCAUUAAACUAAUUUAUAAAUUAGCCAUAAAUUCGUUUACAUGCGGGAAAAAAUUAAUUCGUAAUUUGAUUGUCUCUUUGUAUUGAUAAUAAAAUUGUUUCCACUCAAA